AUGGCGGCGCCACUCCAGCAUGACCAAAAUCUCUCAGACGACAUCCAACCUCUUCUCGAUGCGUAUCCCCAAGUUCUAGCCCGCAAGAUGAAAGACGCUGUAAACUAUGUCUCUCAGCUCAAGACCCAAGGAGAACGAGUUAAUUUAAAUAAAAUGAUGCUCGCCAGCGGAAUCAACUCCCGCGAAGUUGCCACCUCGUGGCCAAACCCCGAAUGCCGUCGUAUCGUCAACGAGUUCAACACCGACACCAUCGACACCAUCGACGUUUUGAUCACGACAUUCGCGGCGCUCCGUAUCCCUGGUGGCCCCAGCUUCCACCCGGGGGCAUGCCACCGAGGCAUCAUGCUCGAGACUCCAGAUACCUUGGAGCAGCACUUUGAGACAAGGAAAGUUUUGCUGCGCGGUAACGGGCCAUUCGCCUGGAAGGUCCAGUACGUUCCUGGGUCACUCGACUCGUGGCGCGAUCUAGCCAUGGCGAAACGGGCGGUGGAGCAGGACCAAAACUCGUAUCCUGAACUAAAUGGUUUUGUUCAUCAGCAACGCAUGGUCCUUUUCUACGACGUUGCUUAUCUGAUGGGGAAAGAUGAGAGCCAGUAUCCAAGAGACCGCGUCCACUGGAGCAAAUUGGAAGCCAAAGAGAUCAAGCGCGAAGGUCUUUUUUACUUCGCCCUCGGCAAAUUCCUCCAUGAAAACCGCGCCGCUGCUAGCAAGCUUUCCGACCGACACAUGAUGAGUAGGAUCGCCAAGAGCUAG
This is a messenger RNA of Fusarium verticillioides 7600, 753 nucleotides long. RefSeq lists its product as hypothetical. The transcript is spliced from 3 exons. The record is from RefSeq and is a predicted model, not a curated record. Lineage: Eukaryota; Fungi; Ascomycota; Sordariomycetes; Hypocreales; Nectriaceae. Bases 1 to 753 code for a protein of 250 amino acids.